AUGAGUUACAACAAAAAGGAUAAAAAAGGAUAUUCAGACGUAGAAUUACCAACAAAUCCAAAUUUACCAUCAUGGAUAAUAACUCCUAAAGAAGAAAAAGCAAUAUUUGAAAGAUGGAGAAAAAAAACAUUUGCAAAAUGUGAUGAUUUAAUUAAAAAAUAUAUUGAAUGUUCAAAUGCAUUCAAAAAUCCAAUUGAAGCCAUUGAAAAAUGUUCUGCAAUAAAUCAAAAAUCUUUAAAAUGUGUUGAACAAUAUCAAACUCAAGAAUGCUUAGAUCAAGAAAGAGAUAUUUAUAUAAAAGAAAAAAUUAUGAAGAAAAAAAUAUAUAGAGCUAAAUUAAAAGAAUUAGAACAAGAGAAAUUAGGGAAGGAAAUAUGA
Molecule: messenger RNA, 378 nt
Organism: Lodderomyces jiufengensis
Lineage: Eukaryota; Fungi; Ascomycota; Pichiomycetes; Serinales; Debaryomycetaceae
Exons: 1
Coding region: 1-378 (125 amino acids)
Source: RefSeq, a predicted model, not a curated record